Molecule: messenger RNA, 1781 nt
Organism: Diachasmimorpha longicaudata
Lineage: Eukaryota; Metazoa; Arthropoda; Insecta; Hymenoptera; Braconidae
Product: slit homolog 1 protein-like
Exons: 4
Coding region: 230-1537 (435 amino acids)
Cellular component (GO): extracellular matrix
Molecular function (GO): protein binding
Source: RefSeq, a predicted model, not a curated record
AACUGUAGUGGGAAUUAUUUGAUAAAUUUAUCGCAUGAAGUAAAGAGUUGUACAUUAGCUUCCACAAUUCUGAACUCAAUGACCCGGUCGUUACUGACUGAAUUCUCCCGUUGAGCAAAUCACGAGCGCUCUUUGUAUUCUGAUGCCUCGUCACGAGUAGACAGCCUCCGGAAAAUCUCAAUACAGUACCUUUAAUCUUUGUUUUUUAUUGUUAGGGAAAAUAUUGAAAAUGUGGUCAGGUGUGCUGACAAUUUUAGCAGGGGUGAUUAUAGCAGUGGAUGGAAGCACGUCUGAGAUAGACUUGUCCUAUCGGCACAUAAAAAAAGAAGAUUUCUUCGUGAAAAUUCAACACACCCUGAACUUUCAUGAACUAACGGAAUUGAAUCUGAAAGGAAAUGAAUUUGACAGUUUUCUCGAUUGUUCUGCAAAACUGGACCACUUAAAGAGCCUGGAUCUGGCUGAGAAUCAACUCCAGCGAUUUUUCUUCCUCUGUAAUGACGAGUAUGCCCUCGAAUACUUGAAUAUCAGUCAUAAUCAUUUGGAGUAUAUCGACGAUCAAGCCCUAAAUCAGCGAACCAACAAGCUGAAGGUGGUGGACAUCUCUCACAAUAGAAUUUCUGUUAUUAAUGAGACGAUGAUUGAGCAUAUGAAGGUCCUUGAGUUUCUUUCGAUGGCGCACAAUCCAGUUAUUGACAUCCACGAGAAAGCUUUCCUAACUCAGAAGAAUCUCAAGCAUUUGGAUCUAGCCAAUAUCGGUGCAGAAGUAAUCCCCAACUCCCUUUUCCGCCCCCUAACGAAUCUAACAUUCCUCAACAUUUCCUUCAACCCCAUCACCAACAUACCCUUCCUACCCUCGUCCCUACUUGAGCUCGAUCUAUCCGGAACCUUCAUCCUCUACCCCGACAACAUCAUCCUCCCUCAGCUCGCCCGAUUUCACCUGAACUUCAUGCCGAACAUAACAGGAAUUGUCCUAAAUGAUUUCGAGAACUUCACAAUGCUAGAGGUCCUCUCCAUGGAACGAUGUCCCAUCCUCUCUGAGUUCAGAGUUUGGCCUCCAAAUAAUAGAAUUCUCCCGCGUCUGCAUCAUCUCUCAGUCAAGGGCUGUGACCUGGAGACCUUGAAUGAUGAUCUUCGGCCAAUAAUGCAGAGAAUCGCAUUGGUAGACCUUCAGAACAACCCCUGGCACUGCGAUUGCCGGAUGCAGUGGGUUAAUCGAUUGAACUUGUCGAGCGAAUUGAGCCGAGAAAUUACGUGUAACACACCUGAGCAACAUCAUGGAAGGCUUCUGUCCCAAAUUCCAAACCACGAUUUGGUCUGUCUCGAGAUAUCAACAACCACCUACACAGCGAUUUGGGCAUCAAUGUCAGUGAUCCUAAUUUUCUUAAUACUAACGGGAGUCUGGCUCUUCUGGCGAGGUCCCCUGAGACACUGGAGACUACCAAAGCGCAAUGGUGAUACAGUUAGUUACAAAAACGUGGUGGAAUCCUCCAACGACUUAAUUAGAAUAUUAGUAACGGACGACAGGGCUGAGGAGUAGCAAGUCAUUAAAUUUGGUUGAUUGAAUGAGAAAAUAACUGAAUAUCAAUCGUUAUUGUUGUUGGCUCGUAAAGAACGUCAAAUUACUUAUUUAUAAGUGGCACUAGUCAACUGUAGUAAUUUUGAAUCAAUGUAUGGUUCACUUGAUGGUGAAACACCAUUGUCCCCCAUUAUUGAAGUAUCUUUCAGCAACAAUGGAUGUGCAUUAACCAAUGGGAAAACAUGAAGUUCCAGAAUACAUUUGA